AUGGAACAGAAAAUCCAGUUGGGGAGUCUACCUCAAGAAUACCUCUCUUCCUCUUCUACCAGCUCCUCCUCGUCCGCCGCCGCGACCAAAGCUUCUUGCGGUGGUUUGAGUGCAUCUCCAUCCUCCACGUCUGCGUCCUCCACCUCGAACUCUUCAUGCAAAGCUCAAAAAAAUAAAAAAGGGGUUCGAGGAGCGAGAAGCGGCAAUGAAGACGUUAGGCCCCAUGGUGAAAAUGGUGGCGACGAAAAGCACCCCACUUAUCGUGGCGUUCGGAAGCGGAGUUGGGGGAAAUGGGUGUCUGAAAUUCGAGAGCCAAAGAAGAAAUCAAGAAUAUGGCUUGGAACUUAUCCCACAGCCGAAAUGGCGGCUCGAGCUCAUGAUGUAGCAGCCUUAGCCAUCAAAGGCCACUCAGCUUAUCUCAAUUUCCCUCAUUUGGCUCAUAAGCUCCCUCGCCCUGUCUCCACUUCACCCAAGGACAUCCAAGCUGCCGCAGCGAAAGCGGCUGCUGCUGUCACAUUCAGCCACCACAGUCACGACGGAGCCAUUGAAGUUGAAGCCAAGCUGCCCAGUUCUCAUUCUUCAACAAAUUUGGAAUUGGAUAAUAUGCAAGAAUCAUUCAAUUGUUCUGCAGCAACGGUUGUUGAUGACCCAUUUUUUGGCCUGCCGGAUCUUUCUCUCGAAGAUUCUUCAUGGCGAAUAGCUGGAACCGAUAUAGGAUUUCAGUUUGAAGAUCCAUUUUUAUGGGAGUGCGGAAGUUCACAUUCUUACACAUUAAAUUAA
Messenger RNA from Fraxinus pennsylvanica, 780 nucleotides. The record is from the annotation of a GenBank genome assembly. Lineage: Eukaryota; Viridiplantae; Streptophyta; Magnoliopsida; Lamiales; Oleaceae.